UACACUAGAUAAACACUUGCAGAGCUUAUGUGGUGCUCAGCACAGCCAGCCUACUCCUAAUAGCUAUAGCUUUGCUCAGACAUUUCUCCACCCUUCAUAUACACGCGCGCGCGCGCGCACCCAUUACUAACACCAAUUCCUUCCUCACCUUUUUUUCACAUCUCUCUCUCUCUCUCUUCACUCUGCUCCUCCUCCUCCCUGCUAGAGGUUGCACUGCCUAUUCUCCUCCACGACUCGCCCCAUACUUGAUGAUAUAAAGGUAAAAAUAUAGAGAGAGCGGUACUGGAUUUUUUUUCCUUCUUAAUUUUCUCAACGACAACGUCUCGGCAAAUUCAACAAUGACCAUGAGGCUUUCUUUGACCGCCUACAAACAAGUACAGCCUCGUGUGAAUUUCCAAGGGGGGCUAAACAUGAAACCUUUCUUUCGUCGAAAAGAUAAGGUUGUGUUCGUUGUUGGACCGACUGGCACAGGCAAAUCAAGGCUGGCUAUUGACCUGGCAACCCGUUUCCCAGCCGAGGUUGUCAAUUGUGACAAAAUGCAAGUUUAUAAAGGCCUCGAUAUAGUCACAAACAAGGUCACUGAAGAGGAGUGUCGCGGUGUGCCUCAUCAUUUACUUGGCAUAGCAGACCCUAAUGCAAAUUUCACUUCCGAUGACUUCAGGCACCAUGCAUCACUUGUUGUCGAAUCAAUCGUGACACGUGAUCGGCUACCGAUCAUCGCCGGUGGAUCAAAUUCCUACAUCGAGGCUUUAGCAAAUGAUGAUCCUGAAUUUCGAUUAAGGUAUGAAUGUUGCUUUCUUUGGGUGGACGUCUCACUCCCAAUCCUUUAUUCAUUCGUAUCAGAGCGGGUCGAUCGAAUGGUAGAAGCAGGCUUGAUUGAUGAGGUGAGAGAUAUGUUUGAUCCUAAUAAAUUUGAUGAUUAUUCACAAGGAAUCAAACGGGCAAUUGGGGUUCCUGAAUUGGAUCAUUUUUUACGAAAUGAGGCGAUUGUGGAUGCUAAAACUCGUAGAAAGCUUCUUGAUGAGGCCAUUGACAAAAUUAAAGAAAAUACUUGUAUGCUAGCUUCUCGACAAUUACAAAAAAUCCAUCGGCUUCAUAGCAUAUGGAAUUGGAGCGUGCACCGAAUCGAUGCCACCCCAGUUUUCCUAACGAGUGGAAAGGAGGUUGACAAUCUUUGGGACAAACUUGUGGCAGGACCAAGCACCAUGAUUGUGAACCAGUUUCUUUGUGACAAAAAUUAUGCAUCUCCCAUUAUACCGUCAGAAUCAAUCAAGAUGGAGCCAAUCUCUGUCCCGGCCAUGGCUGUUGGCGCCACUCGAUAGAGGCCUGUCAGGUCAUCAAAAUCACCAUCAAUCACACUAGUGCUAUUAUGCCAAUUGGCGCUUUUGCCACGUGGCAGGGUGUGAUUAAUUGUCUUUUUACCGUUGAGAGAGACAAUUUUGGUACUUGGGUAAAAGUUGUGUAAGAAAAGGAGAGAAUAAGGAGAAAAAGAAAAGGAGGUUUUUUUCUUUUUUUCUUUUAAUUAGUUUGGGGCGAUUUGUCUGGUCGUUAAGUACCUCUAUUUGGCGGGCCGUACAUUUGAGGAAGCUUCGUACUAGUGUGUGCUUCACCUGCAUCAUGAAUCAUACGAUACAGUACGUUUUGGAGGGUGGAUUGUGGGGGUCCAAGGUUGUGAUUUGCACCUGUAUUUCUUUUUCUCAGCACGAUAGUUACAUGGAAUAUAUACAAUGGUGAUUGGAAUUGUCUAAA
This is a messenger RNA of Populus nigra (black poplar), 1749 nucleotides long. Its product is annotated as adenylate isopentenyltransferase 5, chloroplastic-like. The record is from RefSeq and is a predicted model, not a curated record. Gene Ontology annotation, molecular function: tRNA dimethylallyltransferase activity. Gene Ontology annotation, biological process: cytokinin biosynthetic process; tRNA modification. Gene Ontology annotation, cellular component: mitochondrion. The coding region runs from base 339 to 1322 and encodes 327 amino acids. Lineage: Eukaryota; Viridiplantae; Streptophyta; Magnoliopsida; Malpighiales; Salicaceae. The transcript is spliced from 2 exons.